GCAGCAGCCUGCACCACACCAGAAACCACACCACCACGCCGUGACCCUGCCUGAUCCUGACCCGGACCCCCACGUCCCCCCCACUACGGCACGGGCUCGGCACCAGCUUAACUCCCCAGUCCGCGGCUGACACCUCAUCCGAGCCUGCCGCCGAUCCCCGUUCCCCGUGACCCCCUCUCGCUCUCACUCUCGCAGCGCAGGAGUCGUAGUCCAGCCGUGAGCGAGCUUGUGCCGUGCGUGCCGACUAGGGACUCCUACUACCAGCGCGGCGAGCGAUCCACCGCAGGGGAAUCCAAUCAAAUCCACCAGGAAGGGUCGCCCCGCGGCUAGGCCGACCGGCUCUCGCCCCGCCCCGCCUCGCGCCGGCGCCUCUCCCCGAUCCCGAUCUGUGUGCCUGCCUGCAGCCUGCGUGGGAUGGAGCUGGAGGCGGCGCCGCGGCAGCAGCAGCAGCUGGAGGAGGAGGAGGAGGAGGUGGUGGGGUGCACAUGCGGCGGCGGGGCCGAGGCCGCGGACCAGUUCGAGCGGCUCCACGACGCGGUGCUGCUCGACGUCCUCAACCGCAUCGGCGACGUCAAGGCGCUGGGCCGCUGCGCCCUCGUCUCGCGCCGCUUCCACGCGCUCGUGCCGCUCGUCGACUCCGUCUUCGUCCGCGUCGACUGCGUCAUCCCCGACGACCCGACGCCCUCCGCCGCCGCCGCCGCACCGGGCUCCGCGCCGCACCAGGCCCCGGCCACGGCCGCGCGCGGGCGCGGCGGCGCGCUCGCGCACAUGGCGCGCGUCCUGCUCGGCGGCAUCGCCAGGCCCAUCCACGCGCUCGGCCAGAUCCUCUCCCCCGCCGCGGCGGCCGUCUCCCGGCGCUCCGACCCACCACUGCCCGCUUCCCCGCCCGCGCCCGUCGCGGACGUCUCCCACCACUCGCCCUCCGAGGUGCUCCGCUCCUUCAGGGAGCUGCGGCGCCUCCACAUCGAGCUGCCCACGGGCGAGCUCGGCAUUGACGACGGCGUGCUCCUUAAGUGGAAGGCCGACUUCGGCUCCACCCUCGGCAGCUGCGUCAUCCUCGGCGCCUCGUCGGUCUUGUCCAAGCCGCCCACAGGGUCGACCACCCAGGCGGAACCUGCUGCGGCCGACAGCACGGCCGCCGCUCUGGAUACCAGUAGGGAGACUGAAGAGCCGGGGAGCCUGCCUGAUUCUCUCUACACAAAUGGAGGGCUCAAGCUUCGCGUUGUCUGGACCAUCAGCUCCCUGAUUGCUGCGUCGGCGAGGCAUUACUUGCUGCACCCGAUUAUCUGUAAUCACGAAACGCUGGAGAGCUUGGACCUGACAGAUGCCGACGGCCAAGGGGUGCUCACCAUGGACAAGAGGCAGCUGCAGGAACUGCGGGUGCGGCCCGUCUCUCCGUCGGGGAGCUCGCACCGCACACUCAUGCCGGCACUCAGUAUGCGUCUGCACUAUGCACCGCUCAUUGAGCUGCCUGGGGGAACGCUGCUGAAGGGCGCGACACUGGUUGCGAUCAGACCAAGCGAGGAUGCCUUGAGGGAGGGCCAAGGGGCUGGGGCUGCAGGUCCUGUUGGUACAUGCUGGAUUUCAGAGGCCUUUGAGGAGCCAUAUCGGACUGCGGCAAAGGUGCUUCUCAAGAGAAGGGCAUAUUGCCUUGAAAUGAACUCGUUCUGAGCACCAGGGAUUCAGUUCCACAUGGUUCUACCCUUCUGACAGGAUGGUGGGAAGUGGGAUGCCCUUCGGUUAAUAUAGAGGAAUUUAUCAUUCAGUCCAUCUGUUGUAUCUGAUUCCAGUGAAGUGGUGACUUCGUGUACCUGUAAUUUUAGGGCUGUAAUUACAGAUACGUGUUUGUUCUGGACUAGUACACGCGGAAUGGAAUGCGAUUUGGGCCGAUUUCCACAGUAGUGUACCAUGAAGAGAAGCCAUGGAAUGUUUCCGUACUUGAGCGCUUGAGCUUGAGCGUGGUGCUCCUGGGCCAAGCAUUAUACAUCAUAGAUUUCGUCAUUUAGCAGGGUCCUUUAGCUUAAAUCUUGCCGAGUCAUGCCCCUAGCACUGCAUCAUUUAUCGAACUCAAAUUGUUAUAAAAAUUUGUGGACUCAA
Messenger RNA from Sorghum bicolor (sorghum), 2097 nucleotides. Its product is annotated as F-box protein At4g18380. The record is from RefSeq and is a predicted model, not a curated record. Gene Ontology annotation, molecular function: protein binding. NCBI's taxonomy places the organism in Eukaryota, Viridiplantae, Streptophyta, Magnoliopsida, Poales, Poaceae. The transcript is spliced from 2 exons. The coding region runs from base 415 to 1671 and encodes 418 amino acids.